CUGUUUGCCAAUUGCUGAUGUCAAUCCGCGUUUCCCCUUAUUAUUUCUUGAUUAUGUUGACUAUUUUAGCAACCAACUCCUCAAGCUUCAACCUCAUCCGCCAUUGUUGCUUGCUUUACAAAGCUCAAAAGCUCUUCAAAUCAUCUCAUUUUCAUUGAUUUCCCCAUGGGACAAGAUAAAGCGAAACUAGUAGAAGAAUACGAAAUCCUAGAUAUACUAGGACGAGGUGGAUUCUCAGUCGUAAGAAAAGGUAUAAAAAGAAAGAACGGAUCAGAUCAUGAGAAAACACAAGUCGCCAUUAAAACACUGAAACGAUUCGGAACGACGCCGUCACCAGCUCGAGUCGAGAAAACAAUUGCUUCGAUGGCGGCGUUAUUGCCGACGCGUAACCAGGUUUCCAUCUCCGACGCGCUGUUGACGAACGAGAUCCUCGUCAUGAGGAAGAUCGUCGAGAACGUUUCGCCGCAUCCGAACGUGAUCGAUCUCUACGACGUUUACGAAGAUCAAGCCGGGGUUCAUUUGGUGCUGGAAUUGUGCUCCGGCGGCGAGUUGUUCGAUCGGAUAGUAGCGGAAACACGGUACUCGGAAGCCGGUGCGGCAGCGGUGGUACGGCAGAUCGCGGGAGGAUUAGCGGCGAUCCAUAAGGCGAACAUUGUUCAUAGAGAUCUGAAACCGGAGAACUGCUUGUUCUUGAAUAAAAAUAAAGAUUCAACGUUGAAGAUCAUGGACUUUGGAUUGAGUUCGGUGGAAGAAUUUACGGAUCCGGUUAUCGGGUUGUUUGGAUCCAUAGAUUAUGUUUCACCUGAGGCGCUUUCUCAAGGGCAAAUCACAGCAAAGAGCGAUAUGUGGUCUUUGGGUGUCAUCUUAUACAUCUUGCUUUCGGGGUAUCCACCAUUUAUUGCUCAAUCCAAUCGUCAGAAACAACAGAUGAUCAUGGCUGGAGAAUACAAUUUCGAUGAGAGGACAUGGAAAAACAUUUCUUCAUCAGCAAAGCAUUUGAUUUCUAAUCUGUUGCAAGUUGAUCCUGAUAGAAGACCUAGUGCUGAACAACUUCUAGCUCAUCCAUGGGUCAUCGGGGAUUCAGCAAAGCAAGAACAAAUAGAUGCGGAGGUUGUUUCCAGAUUGCAGAGUUUUAACGCGCGUCGUAAGCUACGUGCUGCCGCCAUAGCCAGUGUGUUGAGCAGCAAGGUUUUACUAAGGACGAAGAGGUUAAGAAGUUUGCUUGGCUCCCAUGACCUUUCAAAGGACGAAAUUGAUAACCUCAAGUCGAACUUUAAGAAAAUAUGUGCUAACGGUGACAAUGCUACUUUACCCGAAUUUGAGGAGGUGCUAAAAGCAAUGAACAUGUCUUCACUACUUCCUUUGGCUACUCGUAUCUUUGACCUAUUCGAUAGCAAUCGAGAUGGUACUGUUGAUAUGAGAGAAAUUGUGUGUGGAUUUUCCAGUCUUAAGAAUUCUAAAGGAGAUGACGCUCUUCGCCUGUGCUUCGAGAUGUAUGAUACAGAUCGAUCUGGAUGCAUUACUAAAGAAGAACUAGCAUCAAUGUUAAGAGCAUUGCCCGAUGACUGUCUUCCACCAGAUAUUACAGAACCUGGAAAGUUAGAUGAAAUAUUCGAUCGAAUGGAUGCAAACAGUGAUGGGAAGGUUACGUUCGAAGAAUUUAAGGAUGCCAUGCAAAGAGACAGCUCUCUCCAAGACGUAGUCCUCUCUUCUCUUCGACAACAGUAAUAUUCAUGUCUUUCCUAACUUUAAUUAUUAGUGUAGUUCUAAAUCAUGUUGGCGAAUUUUGUGGUGGACGUGGUUGCGGGUGUUUUGACUAUUUAUGACAUUUUGUCGUAGUGGUAGAUGUGAACUUAACAGUGAUUUAAGGAAAUUGAUAAUGUCAUGAUGAUCGAAAAGUGAUGAGUAAAAUGCGAUGUUGAAAUGAUAAUUUUCGGUAAAACUUUUAUUA
Gossypium raimondii (Peruvian cotton) is the source of this 1951-nucleotide messenger RNA. Its product is annotated as calcium and calcium/calmodulin-dependent serine/threonine-protein kinase. The record is from RefSeq and is a predicted model, not a curated record. Gene Ontology annotation, biological process: peptidyl-serine phosphorylation; protein autophosphorylation; intracellular signal transduction. Lineage: Eukaryota; Viridiplantae; Streptophyta; Magnoliopsida; Malvales; Malvaceae. Gene Ontology annotation, molecular function: calcium ion binding; calcium-dependent protein serine/threonine kinase activity; calmodulin binding. Gene Ontology annotation, cellular component: cytoplasm; nucleus. The transcript has 7 exons. Bases 166 to 1728 code for a protein of 520 amino acids.